Molecule: messenger RNA, 3613 nt
Organism: Hypanus sabinus (Atlantic stingray)
Lineage: Eukaryota; Metazoa; Chordata; Chondrichthyes; Myliobatiformes; Dasyatidae
Product: tyrosine-protein kinase Fyn
Exons: 14
Coding region: 262-2046 (594 amino acids)
Biological process (GO): protein phosphorylation; innate immune response; T cell receptor signaling pathway
Cellular component (GO): extrinsic component of cytoplasmic side of plasma membrane
Molecular function (GO): ATP binding; non-membrane spanning protein tyrosine kinase activity; signaling receptor binding
Source: RefSeq, a predicted model, not a curated record
UUGCACGCCGAGCGGCGGAGUUCGUGUGAGAGGGUGAGCCUAAUGACGUAAGAGCCUGUCGCCCCCAGCACAAAGAGUGAGUCGGGGAGAAGCUGGAGGCUCGGCAUAAAGGAAAGCGCAAGGGGUGGGCGUGUGAGCAAGGGAGGGGAUUUGCACAGGGAGAUGUGAAUGCAAACCCCACGGCUCUUCAGGUCUUCUGUCCUAUUUGUAUGUGAAGCAAUGUAAAAUCCUGAAUGAUAGAGAGCCCUUGGUGUUUAGAUAAUGGGCUGUGUGCAAUGCAAGGACAAGGAGACGACUAAAGGAACGGUGGACGAGAGGGCUGGGUCCAUCCCCCAGAACCCGGGCUAUCGGUAUGGACCUGACCCUUCCCCUCAGCAUUACCCCAACUUCAGUGUGACGGGGAUUCCCAAUUAUAACAGCUUCCAUGGGACAAGCGGACAAACGUUGACCGUCUUUGGAGGCGUUCAUACCUCCUCCCACACCGGGACGCUGCGGACCCGUGGCGGAGGGUCAUUAACUGUAGGGGUAACUCUGUUUGUGGCUCUGUAUGACUACGAUGCCAGGACAGACGACGACCUCAGCUUUCACAAAGGAGAGAAGUUUCAGAUACUUAAUAACACCGAGGGAGACUGGUGGGAAGCGAGGUCCUUGCAGACCGGGGGCACAGGAUACAUUCCCAGCAACUAUGUGGCUCCAGUCGACUCCAUCCAAGCAGAGGAGUGGUACUUUGGCAAGCUCGGCCGCAAAGAAGCUGAGAGGCAACUCCUGUCCAUCUGCAACCCGAGAGGGACAUUCCUUAUCCGUGAAAGUGAAACCACCAAAGGUGCCUAUUCUUUGUCAAUACGUGACUGGGAUGAUACGAAAGGAGACCAUGUUAAACACUAUAAGAUUCGCAAACUGGACAGUGGUGGGUAUUAUAUAACAACUCGGGCGCAGUUUGAAACCCUGCAACAACUGGUUCAACAUUAUGCUGAGCGCGCUGCCGGUCUCUGCUGUCGCUUGGUCGUUCCCUGCCACAAGGGCAUGCCUAGGCUUGCUGACCUAUCUGUGAAAACCAAAGACGUGUGGGAAAUCUCCCGGGAAUCUCUGCAGCUCAUCAAGAGGCUUGGAAAUGGGCAGUUUGGGGAAGUCUGGAUGGAGUCAGCUGACGGCCUCUGCUUUAACUUAACAACGGUUUGCACUAACUCAACUCCGCAAACUGUUGGAUUAGCCAAAGACUCUUGGGAAAUUUUACGUGAGUCCCUAAGCUUGGAGAAAAAGCUUGGUCAGGGAUGUUUCGCCGACGUGUGGUAUGGCACAUGGAAUGGGACCACAAAAGUUGCAGUGAAGACACUGAAGCCGGGCACGAUGUCUCCUGAGUCGUUCCUCGAGGAAGCUCAGAUCAUGAAGAAGUUGCGGCAUGAUAAGUUAGUACAGCUUUAUGCCGUCGUCUCAGAGGAACCCAUCUACAUCGUCACUGAAUACAUGAGCAAAGGAAGCCUGUUAGAUUUCCUAAAAGAUGGGGAAGGAAGAGCUUUAAAGUUGCCCAACCUUGUAGACAUGGCAGCACAGGUUGCUGCUGGUAUGGCCUACAUUGAGAGAAUGAACUACAUCCACAGGGACCUGCGGUCAGCCAACAUUCUGGUUGGAGACAAUCUAGUGUGCAAGAUUGCUGAUUUUGGAUUGGCGAGGUUGAUUGAAGACAAUGAGUACACAGCUCGUCAAGGUGCAAAGUUUCCCAUCAAAUGGACUGCGCCAGAAGCUGCAUUGUACGGCCGGUUUACAAUCAAGUCUGACGUCUGGUCCUUCGGCAUUCUACUGACAGAGCUGGUAACGAAGGGGAGAGUGCCAUACCCUGGUAUGAAUAACCGUGAGGUGCUGGAGCAAGUGGAGCGUGGCUACAGGAUGGCAUCUCCGCAGGAUUGUCCCAGCUCCCUUCAUGAGCUCAUGAUCCAGUGUUGGAAGAAAGACCCAGAGGAGAGGCCCACCUUCGAGUACCUGCAGGCCUUCCUAGAGGACUACUUCACUGCAACCGAGCCUCAGUACCAGCCAGGAGACAACCUGUGACCAUCUGUUGGGUGUUCCUCGCUAUGUUCCCUUGCCAUUAGACAUUGAGCAGCUGGGUCCUGGCUGCUAUUCUCCAGAAACUGGUGUCUUCUAAUGUCAAGUCCUAACUCCCCAGCCCUUUCAGAAUGGGCACCUUGAGACUACCGAGGCUAUUUUUUUGAAUAUGUCCGAAUGCUAGUAUUGUAUAAUAAUCACCGUUAAAAAAUGAUGGAAUACCAUCUCUAAAAUGCUACUUACUGUUCAGAUAUCGUCUUCCCUCCCCUCCCCCCUGCCUAUUGGCUCAACUGAACUCUUCCAUGUUAAUAAACCCCUCGAGGAGUGAAUUGCAGCCGGCCUCUGCCCACCGACGAAAGCUGGUGGCACGGAGCGAGCACUGGCAGCAGGACCACCAUCACCUUCUUGAGGAGCCUUUGCAUAAACUUUCAAUGUGACGGCAGUUUGGCAGAGGAGAGAAGCCGUUUGCGGCUGAGAAUCCGGCAAAGUAAUGAAACCGAGACUGGUGUUUACUCUCCCUCGCCACCCGUGUCCCAGGAACCCUCGGUAUUAGAGUCCUUAUCGAGUUUGAGAGCCACUUGGGAAACUUUGAAUGAUGCCAAAAGCAAUUGCCUUCUUGUUUCUGCCUACAUCCCCCUUUGCACCAAUGUGCAGCUUUGUUUUGAUUCCCACUUCAAGACGUCCUUUUAAAGGUGGCGAUGUAAUAUUUUGUCAUCUGAGCAAGUCUAUUUUAAGAAGUUCUCCAUACUUUUCUCUUGGUCUCCCCCCCCCCCCCACCGUUCAUAGAAACGGGGAAACUUUCAGGGCAGCGUGAAUCAGGCCACCAUCCAUGUGGCAAAAUGUUACACGGAACAGACCCACCGGGUGAUGGUAUUGCUCACAUCACUGGGGAACGUGUGGCUCGGCACUGAGGACUGGCAAGGGUUGGGAGAUCUGCCAUACAGACAGCACCCAGUGAGAACUGUGCUUUGCUACGUCUGACAAUUCACUGUAGUACUGGACAUCCAGGAGCGCGGGAGUCUAGUCCUUUACCCAAGAAAAGCAAAGGACCUCCACUAGCGCUAGUAAAAUGAGAAUAUGGGCACUCAUGCUUCAAAGGAUGAAAUGACAGAGCCGUUCCAGAAUGUCCUUUUAUGUCUAACGUUACGCUGAUUUUUUUUAAUGCCUUUAUACAUGUAAUGUUGCAGUAAUUAAUUGCAUUUCCCGAUUGCUUCCUGUGCAGCCAAUGACAUCCUAAAGAAUUAUUUUAAGAAAAUGACUAUGCACUCAAUAACUUUGAUAGCAGAUGCACAAAAUGCGUUUUUGGAUGUUACUACAUUCCUUGAAUUGGCCAUGUGGUCCAAACAUUGGAUUAUUGGUAUUUGUACAUUUUAACCAGAUGAUGCCUCUGCAUUAAUAUUUUUUUUCUCCCUUCUGACACUCACAAUGAAUCUAAUGUUUCAGCUGCCAUUUAAAGUGUAAGCAUUUUACAGUUUCUGCACUAGUUGACAUUUUACAUAGCUAUUCAAUUUUCCUAAUCCAGUUCUUGUCAUUUUCAAACCCAUGUAAUAAAGAUCUUAUCCAGGUCAGCCCA